Molecule: messenger RNA, 4743 nt
Organism: Mercenaria mercenaria
Lineage: Eukaryota; Metazoa; Mollusca; Bivalvia; Venerida; Veneridae
Exons: 25
Coding region: 104-4168 (1354 amino acids)
Biological process (GO): cell surface receptor protein tyrosine kinase signaling pathway; multicellular organism development; protein phosphorylation
Cellular component (GO): signaling receptor complex
Molecular function (GO): transmembrane receptor protein tyrosine kinase activity; ATP binding
Source: RefSeq, a predicted model, not a curated record
UUAUCUCUCUGUUCCCCGGAUGCCACUCGAGUUAUGGAGAUAAACACAAGAUGAACUAGCGCAAUGCCUUAGAGCAAGCUCAAAAUGAAAUCGCUAAAAAGAUAUGGCAUCUAGUUUAAGAAAAUGGACAAUUCCCACAGUGUAUAUAUGGAUUCAUAUGUUUUUAUUUUUAGAUUGUAUGGUAUGUAAUGUUAGUGGAUUCAGCUCCUAUCCUAACUCAACUCAAUCAACAUUAUGUGCAGCUCAGUGUGAAGCCCUAUGUCUGGAUGGAGUGAAACACUGUGAACGGCAAUGUACAGGUAUUAAACACUGGAUGACAGACUGUGAUAGACCAAACUGUACAAGUUCAUGUUCUGUUUUGUAUACACAUCACUAUCCAAACAGAGAUCAUCUUGUACAUGUACCACAUGUCUCCAUUAACCGUACAUCACCACGGAGUGUUGAGUUAUCCUGGAAUGUCCCGACACAGUUAUCUCCAAGUUCAUCAUCAUCUUCAUAUGCAACAAUCUAUAUUGUAGAAGAAACCCAUCCAGACCUGAAAUGGUCCAGUGUUCGCUCUGUUGCAAUUAAAUCAUGGCUGAGAGGAACCAGUGUGAAGUUUGAUCUAAGCAACAUAUGUAACACAGACAGUUACAGGGUGAUGGCCAUCAACGAGUUUGGGUCCAUGGGUUUCAGUUCUGCUGUCAAAAUACCAGCACUGAUACCUGGACGAGUUCAGAAUAUAAACUACACUGGCAAUGGCGUUUAUUAUUAUGUAAACAAGAACAAUAAGUCACAGUCACGAUUCAUGGCAAUACUACAAUGGGACCCUCCAGCAGGUUGGCAUGACUCUGACAUACUUCAUUAUCGUUGGAACCCAAUGGUGAGACGCUAUUGUAGUGAUGUAUCCAAGGACAGUCUGCCGAUUUAUACACCAAUGCAAAACCAAUCUCGGCAUAUUUUGAUGACAAUUGGAAGCAACUCCUUGGACUGUGUAUUCACUGCUCAGGUUCAAGCUGUGUCAAAAUGUAAUCAGAGUGGUCCCUGGACGGAUUUUGUAGUCGAUCUUACAAAUUGCAGUGCUAUCACUGGAUACAAAUGCCAGAUAUCUGCCUCUGAUCCACCUGGGGUAGUUGAAGAUGUUACCUUGAAUAUAAGUUCUAUACCAGUCUCUGUGGUGAUGCAGAUGUUUUCAAACCCAUACAUUGUGAAUCAGAGCACAAAGAGCCCACUGUUGAUAAACCUACAUGUUCUCUGGAAACCACCGUCAGACCUAGGCAGUCUAGGGGUUAUAGAUCACUACACAAUUAGGUCAGGUCGUGCUAAGAGGAACCUUAGCCCUGUUCCACCAGAUUUCAUAGGGAUACCUAAUAUGAUUAAUGUUUCAAAGGAUGUUCAUGAUUUAGCAUUUGAAAUUCCAACCAAGAACAUGCCAUAUACAUUUGGAGUACAGGUGAUUGCUGUAGCUCCAGGCCAGGUAAUAGCGGAAAAUGACUGGGGAUUGUAUGAGGUACGAACUAUUGUGGUCAGCAGGAAUGACUCUGGAAUUGGACAGUUUUUGCAGGAAGGUCAAGUGUUGUUGGACAAAUCUGGUAUAGUGAUUGUGUACAUCAACAACUCGUUACCGGUUCAGUUCCUGUUUGAUCAGCCAGUGGGACGUAUGGACAAUUCUAGCAUAGACAGAUACGCUGUGCAGUGGGGACCUCUUGUUGGACCAGACCAUAUGUCAGUUGAGAAUAGAACCAUAGUACCUCUGAACCAGACAAGUCUGUCAGUUAGCCUGCAACAUGCCAUGAAAACAUACGGGGUGAAGAUGCUGUAUCUGAGAGAGGAAGAAGAAGAUCCAAUGCUAGAAGAGUGGGACAAGGCACCUCUAAUGUCCUUUACACUACCAUUUGAUAUAGACCAGAAUGAAACAGUUGUGGUGGAGAAGAUAGCCGUGCCAGAGGAGCAGCUGACACCAUUGUAUAUAACUGUUGGAGUGGUCAUGGCUAUUAUAUUGGCAGUGUUUGGACUACGAUAUCUAAAUCAUCGUCAUCACUUCAAACAUCUGGAAAGGAGACUAGCUGUGGUAGAUGAUGAUAUAGCAGAAGAUGGUGACCAUUACUUCAUCAUGAGGACAUCAGAACUGAAUCCAGAUGAUAUAGCGGAUAUACCAACUGUUGUUGCUGAUCAUUGGGAAUUACCCCACUGCUGUCUGAAAAUGGGACGAGUUCUUGGAAGUGGGGCAUUUGGACAGGUAGUGAAGGGGCGUGUUAGUAAAUCAAUGCUGAUGCAUCGUGGAACAGACACACAUAUAGCACAGAAUGGUAUAGGGACACAUGUAACUGUUGCUAUAAAAAUGCUACAAGACAAUGCUGAUGAGAGACAUACAGAAAAUUUUCUAAAAGAGAUUGAUAUGAUGAAAGACAUUGGUUACCAUAGAAACAUAGUGAGCAUUCUGGGAUGCUGUACAUUACGGCAGCCAUAUUGUCUUGUAGUUGAAAACAUGCCACAUGGUGACCUCCUAGCUUACUUCAGAAACAUCAGAAAAAAAAUGCAACAGAGAGUCACAGAAGGUGAAGGCUAUAUCAACCAAGAUGUUGACAUGUUCUCACCCAGGGAUCUACUGUCAGUGGCACGACAAAUCUCUACAGGCAUGGACUUCUUGGCCCAGAAAGGGUUUGUGCAUAGAGAUCUUGCAGCUCGUAACAUUCUUGUUGGUGAUAAUAAAACUGUCAAGAUAGGUGAUUUUGGUCUGGCACGAUACAUCUACCAUGACGUCAACAAAAUAUAUGUGACUAGACGUGGAGGAAAACUGCCACUGAGAUGGAUGUCACCAGAAGCCAUCUUUAACAUGACCUUCUCCACAGCCAGUGACAUAUGGUCAUUUGGCAUUGUUUUGUAUGAGAUUGUGACACUAGGAGGAGCCCCAUACCCAGCUUUGUCAAAUGUAGAACUUCUCCAAGCUCUGAAGCAGGGUUACAGGAUGGCAAGGCCAGACAACUGCAGUCAGGAAAUAUAUGACAUCAUGCUGGACUGUUGGAAGGAGGCCCCUGAACUAAGACCAAGUUUCAGCCAGAUCUGUAAUGUGUUCACCAGUAUGCUGGAAGAAGAUACCUACCUGGAAUACUUCAACUUCAAUGUACCACUGGAACAUGACUACUACAGGAUCAACAGUGACAGCAUGGAUAUUGACAUUCUCGACCUAGAUGACCAAGGAAUUCCAACUAACAUUCAGAAUUUGACUGGUACUACAUGCAACAAGCAUUUUGACCCGUCUUAUACAAGGGUGACAACAGAGAUCCCAGAUGAUGACUGUAAUGUUACAGAGAUGUCUAAAGCUGAGAGAAACAGUGAGACAACUACUUACACUGACGGUCCUUUCCUGAAGAGAGCAGCUACUACUUCCUCUUUCAAUAAUGGACUUUACUCAACUGUAGACAAUACAGAAGUUAGUAACCAACUGAAUGUAAACAUUCAUAGAUAUCCAGAAAGAGCUGAAAGUACAGUUUCCACACUCCCUACCACACAGGACAAUACAGCUGAUCUGUUACCAAGUGGGAGAGUUGGGGUGGUAGAUGAUAACUCUGAUGCAAGGUUUAACAAACCAACUGUUGAGACUAGGACAAGUGAAUCCUCAGAUGAUGUGUUCACUAACUGUCCAGGUUGUACCAGACUAACAACUGAUAGAAUCUUUGCUGACCAGUAUAUACACAAUACCAAGCAUACUCCAGUUGCAGGUGAUGUUGACAUUUCUCAGUGUCCUCACUGUAUUAGACUGGACCUUCAUCUCACACCCUUUGACAUCCAUGUCAAUGAAAGGAAUGAUUCAGCCAUUUGUAGUACAGCUUCUGAUGACUCGGAUCAUUCACAGAGUAACCAGUCUGAGUCAUCCAUGGCAGUCAGUGAUGUGUACUUAAUGCCUGAAAGUCCAUCUCCUCCAGCAACCACGAACUACCCAGCCAAAUAUACAGAUGACAUGAAAGACUUUAAUACAUUUGACUUUGAUCUGCCAGAUGAUAUUCACAAACUUAGAAGGCCACGGCUCUUUGAAAAUCCAUGUUAUACAGAAUUGUGCAUUGGAAGCGUCAAGGGAGAUCGCUUGUCAGAUGGAAUGUUGCUCAAGAAAAAAUGUAUUGAUGAAUUCCUCUUGAAGCAAGGGCAAUCUGACAAUGACAUUUGGUGUAUUGCAGAAACAAAGCUUUGAAAUAUGUUAAGUAACAUUAUAAUACAAAAAUAGAUAAAACUUCCAGUUGUUAUGAGUAUAAUACAAGUAUGAUAACCAGAUGCCCUAUAUAAAUCUUAAAGAAAGCAGUGACAAUAUUACAUUACCUUGUGUAUGUUUUCAAGGAAACAUGAUGACGUCUUACUGUCAAGUAUUGAAAAGACUGUCAUUUUUCAUAUUAAUUUUGUUUAUUCCCAUAAUAAUCAUGAUUGUUCCGCCUAGUUUCAUUAAUUGAUCAAUUAUUUUUUUUAUAAAUUUGAAAAUUGAGAACCAUUCCUUUAACAAUUUAAAGUUCAAAUUAUUAGCUUGUAGGCUUUUUACUGUGUUAAGUUUCAAGCAAAGUUAUUAGAUUUCUUCAAUUUCAUUUUUAUUUUUUACUAUUUUGUUACAGUAAAAAAAGAGAAAUGAUGUUAAAUAUCAUGGCCUAUUAUUUUUCUUAUACUAAUAGUAUUUUAAUAGGCGUUUUCAGGAUAUUUAGAAUAUUAAAGAAUGUCUAUUGACCAAUUUUCUCUAGACUUUAUAUGUUAAUCUGAUGAUUAAAGGAACCCAAAAAUUGA